AUGGCUACAAGACGUCCACAUGGCUCCUUGCUCCCCAACAGCGUCCUCGACACGGACCUGUGGAAACGUUUUUACAGCGACGAGGAGAUCACCGCUGACAUACCACCUCCAGUAAAAGCAUCUACCACCAUGGCUACCUCGGGGGCAGCAGACUCGAAAUCUUCUAUUAGUCUGUCCGUGGCGGACCAAGAACAAGCCAUUUCCUACAUAUUGGAUCAAUCCAUUGAGAGCAUUCUCCAUGAUAUCCUCCUCGACAUACACCAAGAGGAGAAGAUUGCUCGAAUGCAGACGGCAGUCAUUGAGCUUGAGCAACGACCGGACAAGCAAAAGAGUGCUCACGACGGGGACAAUGCGGAAGAUGAACCGGUCGAGUCGGAUGCUGCCAUCCUCGAAGAGUCCGGGCAAUACCAACUCAAAGGCAACCCCAUGAAGACCAUCAAGCAUAUCAGAUGUCCAAACUGUCGGCUGCGGCGCCUACUUUACCCACGCGUCGGCUUCAAUGCUCGGCCGGUGCCAGACCCGACAGAACAGUAUUGCAAGACCGAACCCAUGAUUAUCAUCGACAAGCAUGAUGUCCAUGGACAACGCAAGAAAGGGGUCAAGGUGAAGGGACAGGCCAAGGGCAAGAAUAGGAAGAAGAACGACCCAGCAUCCCCGACGUCGGAGAAUUCAGACCCAUUGACGCCCUCUUCGUCCAUGCUUAACGACUCAUUUGAAUUCAAAGAAAUCGACUAUCCUGCAGCCAAAUGUCCCAACCGGGAUUCUCACCUUGGUGAUCACUGGAAGUCUGUGAACGUAUUCGCCACGCACUUGAACGGAAGCUGCUAUCUUAAGAAAGACCGCGCUGCUGGUCGAGAAGCCAAUGCAAAGAUCGGCGGCACUCCCCGAGAUAGCCGAGCUAGCUCUCCCAAGGCAGGGACCAACGGCGUCAAGAGGAAGGCGGACGAUGAGACCUCUGGCGGUAACAAGAAGAAGCAGAAGCUUGGCGAGGUCAAACGGAACGACAAGAAGGGUGGUUCCGGGCCAAGCAGGCUGAAGGAGGUGAAUAACGCGAAUGAUCGGAGUGCAGCAAGUCCCCUGAAAGAGGUCAACGGUGACACAAUCUCGGUGACGCCGACAAAGGCCAUGAGGGAUGCCAGUUCCGAGCCGACGUUGAAGCUCAAAUUGAAGACAGGGGGCGAUGCCACUGCUCGCAAAAAGCCGACCAAGAUGGGAAAGAAGGCUUAG
This is a messenger RNA of Capronia epimyces CBS 606.96, 1227 nucleotides long. RefSeq lists its product as uncharacterized. The record is from RefSeq and is a predicted model, not a curated record. NCBI's taxonomy places the organism in Eukaryota, Fungi, Ascomycota, Eurotiomycetes, Chaetothyriales, Herpotrichiellaceae. The coding region runs from base 1 to 1227 and encodes 408 amino acids. The transcript has 2 exons.